Messenger RNA from Annulohypoxylon maeteangense, 1592 nucleotides. Its product is annotated as transcription factor Tfb4. The record is from RefSeq and is a predicted model, not a curated record. Gene Ontology annotation, cellular component: transcription factor TFIIH holo complex; transcription factor TFIIH core complex. The transcript has a single exon. Gene Ontology annotation, biological process: nucleotide-excision repair; regulation of DNA-templated transcription. The coding region runs from base 142 to 1281 and encodes 379 amino acids. NCBI's taxonomy places the organism in Eukaryota, Fungi, Ascomycota, Sordariomycetes, Xylariales, Hypoxylaceae.
GAUUAUGUAUCACGCCUUAUUUUAACGCCAUCGAUAGAGAGUAGUGAAAUAACCUUUCAUCCCUAACAAUAAGCAUCGACUUAUAAAGGUUAUCCAUCCUAUGACUUAAGAGGCGCUGGCACCUCCAAAAAAACCGGCACGAUGAAUCGCAUCGACGCCUCGGAUCAUUACAACGAAACUCCCUCUGCCACCAAUCAAAUCCCAUCUCUCCUAACAAUCGUCAUUGACACCAACCCUCGUGCCUGGGCCGCGCUAUCGGGCCGUCUUACGAUCGCUAACGCCGUCGCUAACCUUCUCGUUUUCGUCAACGCCCAUCUCGCAUACGGCAACGAUAAUCAUGUCGCCAUCCUCGCCGCACAUCCCAACCGCGCCGUAUGGCUAUACCCCAAAUCUCCCAACGCAGACAACCGUCGCAAUGGCAAUAGUAAUAGCAAUACCAACGGCAGCGACGUCGAGAUGACCGACGUAGACGGACAGCCGGACAAGGCAGACCUAACCGCCUCAGCCAACAAAUUCCCCCAAUUCGCACAAAUCGAGACCUCGCUCCUAACUUCUCUACGUACGCUCAUCGAAAGCACCGGACCGUCAGACCUCAACCCCACGACCCUAAUAUCAGGCGCUCUAACAAUGGCUCUAUCCUACAUCCACAAGAUGACCGCGUCCUUCGAGCCUGCCAAAACCUCCUCUGACCCAGCGAAUCCUCCCUCCACCACAGCCGUGAACAGCGCCACCAGCUCCGCGACGCUGCACUCGCGAAUCCUCGUACUCUCAGUAUCGGACUCCGAGCCUGCGCAGUACAUCCCAACCAUGAACGCCGUAUUCGCCGCCUCGCACGCGCGCAUCGCCGUAGACACAUUAUCUCUCCACGGCACCCCGACCUUCCUCCAACAAGCCGCGUUCAUCACAUCCGGCACCUUCCUCUCCGCGGCCAGCAACCCAGGCGGUCUACUGUCGUACCUAAUGUGCGGCUUCCUCGCCGACGCCGAAGCCCGCAAGUCUCUCGUAACGCCCACCCAGGACACCGUCGAUUUCCGCGCAGCCUGUUUCUGCCACCGCCGCGUCAUCGACACCGGCUUCGUAUGCAGCAUCUGCCUAAGCAUCUUCUGCGAAGUACCCGAGGGCGCCGAGUGUCUAACCUGCGGCACGAAGCUAGCCCUCGGAAGCUACGGCGCCAAGCCCGCCGUCGUGCCGCGCAGGAAGAAGAAAAAGAAGACACGUAUCAACGGCGUCAGUGGAAGGGAGGAGACGGGAAGCGCCACGGGGACGCCUGUGCCCGGGUAGGCUCCGGAUUCGCGUCAUUGUACCGGUACGACAAUAUUGGGCAAAAGGAAGGAGUUUGUAUCAUAGGGGCUUAGACCCAGGAUUUGCAUAGACAGGGCGGGCGUCUUGUAUGAAAUGAAACAUCACGAACAUCAUAAAGGCAUAAAAGAUGGCAGUACGCAGUAAGUCGGUCGGCUUACCGUAGGAGCAAUUUAAAUCAUCGAAUUAUUUUCAUUCUAUCUGAGCUGUCUGGGUGGGUUUGAUACCGGAGUCGGCUAGACAAUGGUUUCAACUUAGUAGCUACUCGCGAAUAACCACCUUGUUGUUUCUAA